GCUAAUAUACAGAGAGAGGCACUGCCCGGAGGAGAACGAGUUGCUGAAGUGCAGGAUUCCGGCGCCGUUUGGUUACAAGAUUCCGGUGCGGUGGCCGGAGAGCCGUGACUCGGUGUGGUACGCCAACGUCCCACAUAAGCACUUGACGGUCGAGAAGGCCGGCCAGAAUUGGGUGCGGUUCAAGGAGGACCGGUUCAUCUUCCCCGGUGGUGGGACCAUGUUUCCACGUGGAGCUGACUCAUACAUUGAUGACAUCGGCCACCUCAUCAACCUCAAAGAUGGGUCCAUCCGGACGGCCAUAGACACCGGCUGUGGGGUUGCUAGUUGGGGAGCCUACUUACUGUCCAGAGACAUACUGCCUUUAUCAUUUGCACCUAAAGACACACAUGAAGCUCAAGUGCAGUUUGCCUUAGAGAGGGGCAUUCCUGCAACCAUUGGUCUCUUAGCUUCCAAGCGGCUGCCCUAUCCUUCCCGAGCUUUCGACAUGGCUCAUUGUUCACGAUGUCUCAUUCCUUGGGGCCAAUAUGAUGGGCUUUACUUGAUCGAGGUAGAUCGAGUUUUACGGCCGGGUGGGUAUUGGAUUCUCUCGGGGCCGCCUAUUAACUGGCAAACACACUGGAGAGGGUGGAACAGGACAAGGGCUGAUUUGAAGGAAGAGCAAGAUCAAAUUGAGAGUAUUGCAAAAAGUUUGUGCUGGAAAAAAGUAGUUCAGAAAGGAGAUCUUUCCAUUUGGCAGAAACCUACUAAUCAUGUGCACUGCAAAGUCACUAGGAAGGUCUUUAAGAAACCACUCUUCUGCCAGGGACAAGAUCCUGAUAGUGCAUGGUACACCAAGAUGGAAGCUUGUUUGAGUCCCCUGCCUGAAGUGUCCAAUAUUAAAGAAAUUGCGGGUGGGGACUUAGCUAAAUGGCCUGAAAGAUUAACUGCAACACCUCCAAGGAUCAGUAGCGGAAGCGUUGAAGGAAUAACUGGAGAAACAUUAAACAAAGAUACACUGCUAUGGAAGAAGAGAGUAGACCAUUACAAGGGUGUGGAUUUUCAGUUGGCAGAGCAGGGUAGGUACCGAAAUGUCCUCGAUAUGAAUGCUAAGUUGGGAGGAUUUGCUGCUGCACUUAUCGAUGAUCCGGUGUGGGUGAUGAACGUUGUCCCCGUUGAGGCUAAAGUGAAUACUCUUGGCGUUAUAUUUGAACGGGGUCUGAUCGGGACUUACCACAAUUGGUGUGAAGCCAUGUCAACUUAUCCAAGAACAUAUGACUUCAUUCAUGCGGAUGGCAUUUUCUCUCUUUACAAAGACAGAUGCGAGAUUGAAAAUAUUUUGUUGGAGAUGGAUAGGAUAUUGCGGCCCCAAGGAAGUGUUAUCAUCCGAGAUGACGUGGAUGUAAUGGUGAGCGUUAAAAGCAUAGCUGAUGGGCUUCAAUGGGAAAACCAAAUGGCCGAUCAUGAAGACAGUCCUCAUGUGAGGGAGAAGAUUCUGAUUGCAACCAAACAAUAUUGGACAGCCCCUUCUUCUUCAGACAAUUACGAACCAGAGUCAAAUGCAAGUUCAUAGUCUCCCGAGAUAUCAUUUCACUAUUUUUUUUGUUCAUAAUUUUUGAUAUUUUUUACUUUUAAUUGACCAAUGGGUUUCAGCUUCAUAAUCAAUUGUGUUAUUUUUGUCAAUUUUACAAGCUGUAAGUUAUUCAUUUCCUUUUGCAAGAGUAUUCAUUAGAAUAAAAUCUGUAAAAACUUAUCCAAAAUGUGACUGCAUGGUUACUUAAGUAAGAUUUUAAGACUUCAACAUUUUUAUUCUUAAAAUAUCUAUUUAAGGUGAUUUCACUUAGAUUUG
Cuscuta epithymum is the source of this 1825-nucleotide messenger RNA. The record is from the annotation of a GenBank genome assembly. NCBI's taxonomy places the organism in Eukaryota, Viridiplantae, Streptophyta, Magnoliopsida, Solanales, Convolvulaceae.